This is a messenger RNA of Arabis nemorensis, 3849 nucleotides long. Lineage: Eukaryota; Viridiplantae; Streptophyta; Magnoliopsida; Brassicales; Brassicaceae. The record is from the annotation of a GenBank genome assembly.
AUGGCUCAGGACGGUUCAGUGUUUCAGCCUUUCGAUUGGAUGCUAACGGAUGAUUGCUCUAGAGGAUUUGUAUUUGGAGUCGAAGACGACGAUCUUAUGAUCGACGUUGAGUCAAUUUAUCGGAUUCUCGAUGAGGAGUCUGAUUCUACUGAGGUUAAGCAAGAAAAUAUGACUCGAGUUGGUUCAUCUGUUGCUGAGUCUGGCGAGCUUAGGAACACACUGAUGGAAAAUGGAUCUCAGGCCACUGGUUUGUUUCCUUAUCGGGAUUCUUAUGGCUCUAGAGCCUCACAAACAGAACUACCAGUGCCAAGUUCAUUUGAUGACCCUGGGAAUGGAGGAUUAGGACCAAAUGCAACUUGUUUCUCUGAUUACCGUAGCAAUGUGGUCUCUUAUGCUGUGAAAUGUGAAUCUGGCACUGUAUCCAACCUGGAUGAAACGAUGUUCGAUUCCAAAUUAACGCCUUGCAGCCCCACUAUGGUGGGUCAAUAUUUCAAUACUAUGCCUGGAAAUGGACCAAGAAUUGAAGCCACACAAAAUUCCUCCGUGAUGUCUCAUUUCUCUCAUGAUUCCAGUUCUAUUAUUGGUGGCGCUGAUAUAUGUACCUUUUCUGAACCAUAUGGCCACCAUACAAGCCCCAAUUCCGUCAAUGGUUACACAUUUCAGUUCUUCCCCAAUAAAGAAGAAUUUGUAAAUAACUUUGAGAGCGGGUUUAGCGAGUGUCAGUCGGAUGGUGCAAGCCAUAUGGUUUUUGACAGCCAUGUAAGACUAGAUAAUGGAAACUUAGAGAAAAAUUCGACUCCUGAUGAUGCCAGCAGUGGAAGAGAAUUCAGCAUCAAAUGUGAAAUCUUUCCUUCAGAUUCCUUUGUCAAACCAUACAAUAGUUUUUAUGGUCAUCCAGUUGAUAAGGAGCCUGAGCAGCCUUACAACUGUCCAAGCAUUUUUCAAGAGAAUAGAGCAGUCCAUGUGAAGGUUAAGCCAGAGAUUGAGUUAGAGAACAUGGUUUACAGUUCAGUUCCUGGGAUGGGUAGUAUAUGCAGUGAUGUUCAAACAUUUGCAGGAACGAGACUGCAAUGGUCUGGUGUCUCUAAUUCCGGAGUAUCCUAUCAGAUAGAUGUUGGGAAAGAAUACUCAUUUAUGGAACCCCAGACUGCUUUCCCUGGCCAAGGUAUUGACAGCAGAAGCUUCUAUAAAUGUUUUGAUAUAGAUGACUGUUUCCAACACGUAGCAGAUCCUGAGCCAGAAACAUUAAGCACUGAGUAUUUGGAUUUUCUGGUAGUAGACGAGGACCGUGAAUAUAAUCAACUUAGGAAAGCAGGCUUUAAUAUUUCAAGUGUCAGCUCUGGAACAGUUGAAAUUCUUUCAUCAGAGCGUAUACCCCAGAAAGAUGAUGAUUCUGAUAUCUGUAAAAUAGAAUCUAAGGGUGUAUCAGUUAAUCCACACCUAUCUCUAGCUGUGCAGAGGCCUGUGUUUUCUUCAGAACAUUGCACAGUUAGUCAAACUUUUAAUAAUUGUGGAGGCUUGAAGCUGGAGUCAAACAAGGGAAACAUGAUCUUUCAAGCUGCAUUGCAGGAUCUUUCUCAGCCUAAUUCAGAAGCAAGUCCUCCUGACGGGUUCUUGGCAGUCCCGCUUCUGAGACAUCAGCGGAUUGCAUUGGCAUGGAUGUCUCAGAAGGAGACAAGCGGCGACCCUUGUUUUGGAGGGAUUCUUGCUGAUGAUCAGGGACUUGGAAAGACAGUUUCCACAAUAGCGCUUAUACUGACAGAACGGUCUACACCUUCCCUACCAUGUGAAGAAGAUUUAAAGAAUGGAGGAAGUGAUCAAUUUGAUCACUCCCAAGUGGUUGUCAAUGAAAAUAAAGUCGGUGCGGAUAGUUUAUGCAAAACGAAGGGAAUGCCAGCUGCUGGAACUCUUAUUGUGUGUCCCACUAGUCUUAUAAGACAAUGGGAGGACGAAUUACGCAAGAAGGUUACUCUUGAAGCAAAUCUCUCUGUUCUGGUCUACCAUGGUUGCAGCAGAACAACGGAUCCUCACGAGCUAGCUAAAUAUGACGUUGUCAUUACCACAUAUGCCAUUGUGAACGUGGAAGUACCGAAGCAGCCUCUUUCUGAUAAAGAUGAUAAGAAGGGUGACAUACAUGAUGGUGGAGUUGAAUUUGCUAGUUUUGGGUCAAACAAAAAAGAUCCGCCAAAUACUCAAAAGAGGGGAACAAAGAGGAAACAUGGGGAUUCUGAAUCUGUUGUGGCUCUAUCUGGCCCUGUCGCUGAAGUUUCAUGGUUUAGAGUUGUUCUAGAUGAAGCACAGAGCAUUAAGAAUUACAAAACCCAAGCUGCAAGGGCAUGUUGCGGCCUUCAUGCUAAACGUAGGUGGUGUUUGUCUGGCACUCCUAUCCAGAAUUCAAUUGAUGACCUCUACAGCUACUUCAGAUUUCUUAAGUAUAAUCCUUACUCUACCUUCCAGUCAUUUCGUGACACGGUUAAGAACCCCAUCAUUAGGAACCCGGUGGAAGGAUAUCAGAAGUUGCAGGCUAUCCUGAAAACAAUCUUGCUUAGACGAACCAAAGAUACUCUUCUUGAUGGAAACCCCAUAAUAUCUUUACCUCCGAAGUCCAUUGAGCUGAGGAAAGUAGACUUCACCAAGGAAGAACGUGAUUUCUACUCAAAGCUAGAAUGCGACUCUCGUGAUCAAUUUAAGAAAUUUGCAUAUGCUGAUAUGCAGUUGCAUUGUCAGGAAUAUGCAGAUGCUGGAACGGUGAAGCAAAAUUAUGUAAAUAUUUUGUUGAUGCUGUUGCGGCUUCGUCAAGCUUGUGGUCAUCCUCUUCUUGUUUCCAGUUCCUCAUUAAUAUCCUCAGUUGAAGUGGCUAAGAAACUUCCAUAUGAGAAACAAACCUUUCUUCGGAAUUGCUUAGAAGCUUCAUUGGCAAAAUGUGGUAUUUGCAAUGGUGCACCUGAAGAUGCUGUUGUUUCGGUCUGUGGUCACGUUUUCUGUAAGCAUUGCAUUUGCGAAUGCCUUACUGGCGAUAAUAAUCAAUGCCCGCUGUCAAACUGCAAAGUCGGACUUGGAAUUUCAUCAUUAUUUUCCAAAGAGACAUUAGACAAUGCUAUGCUUGUCUUGUAUGAACUUGAAGCUCCAAGUGAUUGUACUACUUCGAAAUUUGUUGGGAUUGGCGAGUCUUGUUUUGAAAAUCUUCCAUGUGGUUCAUCCAAAAUCAAGGCUGCUCUAGAGAUCUUGCAAUCGUUGAGCAGGCCACAGAGUCCAACGACAGUAAAGAAUGAUUUGAAUCAAAGCUCUCAAAAUGGAGAGAAUCUGCAUCUUAACGUGUCAUCCAGUUUUCCUGCAACUCCAGUUAAGAGUAGCGUAGAUAGUCUGGUUAAGGUAGUUGGAGGAAAAGCCAUUGUGUUUUCCCAAUGGACAAAGAUGCUGGACCUUCUCGAAGCUGGUCUUAAGAGUUCGUGUAUUCAGUAUAGAAGGUUUGAUGGAAAAAUGUCAGUAGCAGCUAGAGAUGAAGCUAUACAAGAUUUUAACACUCUUCCUGAGGUUUCUGUAAUAUUAAUGUCUCUGAAAGCUGCUAGUCUUGGGCUAAACAUGGUUGCAGCUAGUCAUGUUCUCAUGCUGGACUUAUGGUGGAACCCAACCACUGAAGAUCAAGCAAUUGACAGAGCACAUCGUAUUGGACAAACACGACCAGUAAGCGUGGUGCGGUUCACAGUAAAAGACACGGUUGAAGAUCGAAUAUUGGCCCUCCAGCAAAAGAAGAGAAUGAUGGUGGCCUCUGCAUUUGGAGAGGAUGAAAAGGGUGGUCGUCAGUCGCAUCUCUCUGAAGAAGACUUGAACUAUCUGUUCAUGGCAUGA